GGACAGAGAGCCCCGGACUUCCUGUUAGCUGCUCUGUCACGAAGCUCGCUGCUGAGGUCUCUCUCUGACUUGAAGGAACAACUAACCAGACGGCCCCCCUCCCCUCUCCUUCUCAUCUCCUCUGCAGCCCCCCGGUAAGAUGCGGGCUCUGGUCUUUGCUGCCUUUCUGAUGAUCAAUCCCACCUGCACCGGUGAGGAGGAGAAAAUCCUGCUUUGAGCUCCGUUUGAGGGGCGAUUUCUAAGAUUUCUCUCGCAGCUUUGGUUAGACCGUGUCGAGAUAAAAUCGCACGCAGAUUAAUCUCAGAGAUGAGAAUCCUCUUUGUGGAUGAUCGAGACUCAGAUUUUCUCUUUUCUGUUUUCAGAGGCCACUGGAGACAUGAACUACUGUUACAUCUUGGAUGGGAUUCUCAUCCUGUACGGGAUCAUUCUGACUAUUUUAUACUGCCAGCUGAGGGUGAGACAAACAGGAACAACACGCACAUCGCCAUGACUGAGUAUCAAAAACAAGCGAGAAGUGUUUCCUACUGCUUUAGAAAUGUUUUCAGAGCUUUAAAGUAAAGUUAUUUAUCGCUCGUAUAGAAGUUUUGUUCAAAAAAGGACAAAAAAAGUGACGCUAAACUCCUUCGAUAUUGUCCAAAAUUUGUUAUUUAAUACUUAUAUAUAAUAUAUAAUAUAUAUAAUAUAAUAUUUAUCAAAUUUUAGAGCUGAGCUGACAUUUCUGCAUCCUUGCCAGUUAAAAACACCAAAACCAGACUCACCGCAGUAUUUGUCUGUGAUAUCUCGCGCAGAUUAAGAUUGUGAAAGUUCUCUGCUCUAUUUUCACAGAUGGGUAAGAGCAAGAAGGCAGCUGCUCUAAACCCUGAGGUAAGACAAAGCUGUUUAUUUCACUUACUGUAAAUAAAAACCAGCUAAGACACGUUUUUGUGAACAGAAAAGUUGCUCUUGGCUUCACAUUACUCGUAGGUGCUGCUUCUAUUUUAAAUCCUCCUCAGUUUGUUGUUUCCUGUAAGCUUAGCUGACCACCAACCUACAUUUUUGUCUACACUCAGAGUUUCCACAGGAGUUUUUGCUUCACACAUAACAAAUGUGUCAGUUCGACUUCCUGCUGAAUGAACACGCGAGUAAAGUGACAUCAAAUUCAGAUGAAGAGCGAAAAUGACAACAUCUGUUUAAUCACACUUAAAGAGAAAGGAGAAGAAGAAGAAGAAGGGAUGUGAAUGUCUGUUUAUUUAGAGGUGUCUCUGAAUCAUUGGUAAUUCUUUGAACCUUUUCCUCCCACAGAAGAAGCCGGCGGAGGGAGGCAUCUAUGCGGUGAGACUUCUUAUCAAUCUUAUGUUUAAACAGACUUUAAAAAAGUCUCAUGUUGGGAAAAUGACAGUUUACCAAACAGCAAACUUUCCCGAAAGUUUAAGACUGAAAAAUCUCACUUUAUCAUGAUCUUACUCUCUUUGUAUGUGUGUGUGCUGCAGGGUCUGACCACUAAGAGCUCUGACGUGUACGAGACCAUCAAGACGGAUAAAAAGCCGGUUUUCUGAUCGGAGAUGAUUCAGCACAGAGGGGACACGGAGCAGAAAAUCUGCCUCCAGCCUCCUUAACUGUAAAUGAAAUAUGUUUGUAUGUUUGCCUGUAACAUCUACACGUGAAUUUUCCUCCUUUUGUAUAAAGAAAUCAGCUUCUAUUUAAACGUUUGAACCGUGCUUUUCUGAAACUUUAUCUAACAUUUAACAGCAAAUACUAUCAGCUAUCUGCGUGAGAUACUCGUCUGUGUUUCAUAACUCGUUUUGCACAAGCAUCGAAGAAAACAGAAGUUUAAAUUUGUCCUCUGGUUUUGGUUGUGUGUUCCUUUUUGGUUAACUCGAGAGACGCUUAUUCUUAUAAACACGUCGGUAAGGGUGCAACAUCAUGUGCUCUUAUUUUUAGAUAACUUUACGUGACUGAAAGAUUUUUUGUUUUUAAAAAGGAGUCUCACUCUUCAUUUCACUGUAACUUUCUUUUUGCAAUCCAAGAGAUAAGUCAGCUUUACUUUACAAAGUCUUGUAUAUAAUCACACAUUUUUAAUAAACAUAUAUCCUUUAGUUGACUUGGUUGUACAUUGCUUUAAUUUCUGAGCAGGUUACGCUGUUAAAAAGUGUCAAAAACAAGUUUAAAGCAAAAAUAUCCGUCAUUUUGAAGAACAGUUUCUCAAUCUCAGAAUUAUGCACAAAAACAUUGUUUGUUUGCUUUAUCAUAGGUGACUGUGAUAUUGUAACAUUAAACUUUUAUGUUUCUUCUGAAUUUUAUCUGAAAUAAACAUCAACUUCAACAACA
Messenger RNA from Xyrichtys novacula (pearly razorfish), 2307 nucleotides. The record is from the annotation of a GenBank genome assembly. NCBI's taxonomy places the organism in Eukaryota, Metazoa, Chordata, Actinopteri, Labriformes, Labridae.